Messenger RNA from Cladocopium goreaui, 1116 nucleotides. NCBI's taxonomy places the organism in Eukaryota, Dinophyceae, Suessiales, Symbiodiniaceae. The record is from the annotation of a GenBank genome assembly.
CUGCGGGAUAUGAUUGUGGACAUUGUGGCUCAGAAGCUGCCUUUUCCGCACCGCGGAAAGUCCACCGCCGAAGGCGCAAAGAUGUACAGGAAGCCUGCCACACGCCGCCCAGGGCUUGCAGCUCUGCUUGCAGCCCUAUUUUGCGCCCAAGGCUUGAGCUUCCUAGGUGCCUUUCAGGGCACACAGGCUCAGGCAGAAGUUCGCCCCCGGGGAUCUGCGAAAACGGAUGUCACAAGCGAGGGCUCCAAGACGGCUCGGCAUGCAUCAGUUGUGGAGAGCCUCAAGAAUCCAGUCAAAACUGUCUCUGAGACGAUUGACGAUUUCUAUAAGGGCUACCCUCAGCCACCAGUCCUUCCAAUGUACAGAACCUUCCUUGUUGACUUCAUCACUCAGACUCACCUGAGCAACGUGGACUCUAGAUUCCAAUAUGAUGCGAUCUUCGCUUUGGGAAUGAGGCAGUAUUACAAUGGCUUGAUGGGGAACUACGACAAACUGGUGAUGAGUGAUGAAUCCGAAAAGAUCUGGAAGUCGUUGGUUACUGCCAUCGGCAUGAAGCCCGAUCAGGUCUCAGCAGAUGCGGAAGCAGUGGCCAAGUAUGCCAGUUCCACGACACCUGCCGAAAUCCUGAAACACAUGGAGGGCACAGAGAAGCCUUCAGAAGGCAAAGUGGCUGACGCGUUUGAGUCCAUCAAGUCAUCUCUUUAUUCCAUUACCUUCAGCAUGGGCCUCUUCCGUAUCAUGGAGCUCAGUGGUGUGGAAGUCACCAGGGCCAACGCUGAGGAAUGGGCAAAGGCAUUGAAGAUCGAGCCAACGUCGAAGGUGACCUCUGACUUUGAGACUUACAAGCAGAAUCAAGUCAAGUUGCAGAAGGCUGAAGAAAUGUUGAGAGAGAUUGAGAUCCGCGAGAAGAAGAAAUUGGCGGAGAGGUUGGAACAGAAAGCUAAAGCUUUGGCAGAGAAAGCUGCCAACAAGGCAAGCGAGGCAAGUGAGGAGUCCAAGUGAGUCCCUCGCUUGGUCUCAUGUGUUAGCGCGACGCAGUCAAUGCCGCAGAAUCCUGCAUUUUGACUUGCUCUGAUUCCGACACCCUGCAGCGAUUUAUGUUUUGUAAGUUGCGCU